CGGCGGAGCACGCGUGUGUGCGGACGCAGUUGCGUGCGGGAUUUCUGCCAUCCUCAGUGCAGUGGAGCAAAGCUUGUUCCUCUCCCGCUCUCUUGCGCAGGUUGACUUGACCAAAGCAAUGGUGAUGGAGAAGCCUAGUCCCCUGCUGGUCGGGCGGGAAUUUGUGAGACAGUAUUAUACGCUGCUGAACCAGGCCCCAGACAUGCUACAUAGGGCUCUGUUGCAAAUAAGUUCUACGUUCACAAUGAUAUCUUCAGAUACCAAGAUGAGGUCUUUGGUGGCUUUGUCACUGAGCCUCAGGAGGGAAAUCCAUAGGAAAGUGAUGUCACAAAACUUCACCAACUGCCACACCAAGAUUCGCCAUGUUGAUGCUCAUGCCACUCUGAAUGAUGGUGUGGUGGUCCAGGUGAUGGGGCUUCUCUCGAAUAACAACCAGGCUUUGAGGAGAUUCAUGCAGACAUUUGUCCUUGCUCCUGAGACUUUUUCUUGGGCAUCUGUGACCAGUAAGAACCUUCCACCCAGUGGAGCUGUUCCGGUUACUGGGAUACCACCUCAUGUUGUUAAAGUACCAGCUUCACAGCCUCGUCCGGAGUCUAAGCCUGAAUCUCAGAUUCCACCACAGAGACCUCAGAGGGAUCAAAGAGUUCGAGAACAACGAAUAAAUAUUCCUCCCCAGAGAGGCCCCAGGCCAAUUCGUGAGGCUGGUGAGCAAGGUGAUGUUGAACCCCGAAGAAUUGUGAGACACCCUGACAGUCACCAACUCUUCAUUGGCAACCUGCCUCAUGAGGUGGACAAAUCAGAGCUUAAAGAUUUCUUUCAAAGUUAUGGGAAUGUGGUGGAGCUGCGCAUUAACAGUGGUGGGAAAUUACCCAAUUUUGGUUUUGUUGUGUUCGAUGAUUCUGAGCCUGUUCAGAAGGUCCUUAGCAACAGGCCCAUCAUGUUCAGAGGUGAGGUCCGUCUGAAUGUGGAAGAGAAGAAGACUCGAGCUGCCAGGGAAGGGGACCGUCGAGAUAACCGCCUGCGGGGACCUGGAGGCCCUCGAGGUGGGCUGGGUGGUGGCAUGAGAGGCCCUCCCCGUGGAGGCAUGGUGCAGAAACCAGGAUUCGGAGUGGGAAGGGGGAUUGCUCCAAGGCAGUGAAUUGCCCUUCACUGAUCUUCACGCCGCAGUUCACACCCUAACUCCUGCAGAAUGGUGAAUUUCUUCAGCCAGCCUUUGGUAUCUCGGAGUAUGAUCCUAGUCUGUUAUAAACUGCUUAAGUUUGUACAGUUUUACUUCUUUUUGCGUUCAUGGUGUGUGCUCCCUCCCUGUCCUUUCCCUCUCCUGACCUUUAGUCCUUCAUUUCCAAUUUUGUGGAAUGAUAUUUUAGGAGUAACGGAUUUUUAAAGAAGAAGAAAAGACUGAAUUUCCUUGCUUACUUUGCAUAUACAGACUGGAUUUUUUUUAACAGCCAUUUCCCCAAAGGAAUGUCUCGCUUAUUACUGACAUUUGGUAUGUUUCAUUCAUUGGAAUAUUUCUUACUUAUUUUCUACGCGUUUCAAAAACCUGUGAGAAAUACAGGAUUUGAUAAACAUUUUGAAGGCAGGAGAAAGCCCAAAUUGUUUCUUCUUUGAGAGUCAUGACUACCUUCUGGUGUGGAGAAAUUGCCAUUGGAAAAUUUGACAAUUUUGAUGUUCACUGGUAUGGUUAAAAACUGAAUAAAAGGUGUUAAUAGAGUUUUUUCUUUUGAUAUUUGAUCACAAAACAAUUCUAAAACCUGUUUUUACCAUUAAAAUUUAAAUUGUGAGAUAGGUUUUAAAUGUCUAGACUGCAACUGAUAUGCUUUUCAUGAACUGUUAGAUUUUUUUUUGAAGUAGAGUUUUUUCAUGUUUAAUUUGUAUUUGUAAAAAAACAAAAAACAAAAAAAUCCCCCAAAUGCAAAUAACAAAAAAACAGAGCAAAACUGUUGUGCCUUCUAUUUAUCUUUGAUUCCAGUCUUGGCAAUUGCUUAAAGAAAAAUAAUAAAAAAAUCUAGAUUUGUUUUAUAAGGUUCACAGUAUGGGAGGAAUUGUAGAAUCCCUCUUUCAUCACCUUGUAUGUCUUCUGUUAAUAUUUGUUAUGCCUUAUUCUAAGAUUGAGUCUCAAACUGGAAUGCCUUUGAAGACAGAUGCUUCUAUAGAGGUCCUUUGACAUAAAUAGUUCAGCAUUUGUAUUUUUAUUUUGGUAUCUAAGCAGAUUCCUAAUCAUAACCCAUAAGAAGAAAUGUGACAUUAAUAUUGGACUUUGCUGAUGUGCUCAAGUAUCUGCAAUUUUCUUUCUUUAAAUCAUAGCCACAUGGUAAAUUUUCUAUUUUGUUAUGGUUCUUUUUUUUUUUGAUGGGCAUGCAGUGGGUGCUUCUUGGAAAUGGCCAAUUUUUAUUAAAAUGUUUCUGGAAGAAAAUUUAAUCUGGUAAUAUAGACUA
Molecule: messenger RNA, 2438 nt
Organism: Propithecus coquereli (Coquerel's sifaka)
Lineage: Eukaryota; Metazoa; Chordata; Mammalia; Primates; Indriidae
Product: ras GTPase-activating protein-binding protein 1
Exons: 9
Coding region: 119-1138 (339 amino acids)
Cellular component (GO): ribonucleoprotein complex; cytosol
Molecular function (GO): mRNA binding
Source: RefSeq, a predicted model, not a curated record